This is a messenger RNA of Oryctolagus cuniculus (rabbit), 449 nucleotides long. Lineage: Eukaryota; Metazoa; Chordata; Mammalia; Lagomorpha; Leporidae. The record is from RefSeq and is a predicted model, not a curated record.
AUGGCAGGAACACCUCCCUCCGGCAGUGCCUCGGAUUCAGCAGGACUGCUGGCUCUGGGCGCUCGCCAGUCGGCCCUGGUCACCAAGGCGUUCACCGGCGUGAACCUUCUGGUGCUGGGCGGCGUCACCGUCUCCGGCUUCAUCAAGGGGGAGCUGCACAACUGGAGGCUCACGGAGCGGGACUACAGCCGCGCCGUGGCCAUGGCCCUCAACAGCUCCGGCCACAACAGCUCCAGCCUGGGCCCUCUGGGCGCCGGGGGCUUCGUGCCUUUCGGCUUCGACGGGAUUCUCCGGGGGACGGCCACGUGUUUCUUUGCCUUCAUCGGCUUUGACUGCAUCGCCACCACGGGUAACGCGGAAAGGGCCCCAGGGGCGGCCACCUCAGGGACGCGCGGGCUGGAGCCCCGGUGCCGCCGCUGGACCCGCGGGCUUCCCCCGCAUCUUUAAUU